GCGGCGGCGGCGGCAGCAUCUGUACCUAGGGAUCCGCCCGCACCUGCUGUGCCUGUAGCACCUACGCCGGCGGUAGCGGCGGCGCCGGUGACGAUUGUUUCUCCGGCGGCAUCGGGUUCAUCGAUUCCUACCCCCGAUGAACUUGGGGCCGAGAGGGAGCGAUCGUUAGCGGCUUUGACGGCCUUCAAGAGGUUCAACCCUCCGACCUUCGAUGGUGACGUCAAGGAUCCGUGGCUGGUGGAGUCAUGGCUAGCCGCGAUGGAGGCGUUGUUCGAGGAUAUCUACACCCUCGACAAGGACAAGGCAUUCCGGGAGAUGCUACUGUUGGAGUACUUUCCCGAUAGCGACCGGCAGAAAAUCAAGGAGGAUUUUCGCAAGUUAAGGCAAGGAAACCGGUCGGUGCGGGAGUACGAGCGAGAGUUCACGCACCUCAUCAACUGCGUGCUGAGCUUGGUCCACGGCGAUAGGGACCGGGCGGAGACGUUCGAGCGCGGGUUGCGGCCGGAGAUCUUUAAGAUCGUCCAUGCGCUCCGGCUGAAGACUUAUGAGGAGGUUCUCGAUCGCGCGCUCUGGGUCGAGGGCGGCAACGCCAUUGUGCGAGAUGAGCGCGAGGCUUUCGAGCGAGACCGGAAAAGAGAGAAGACCAAGAAGCGACCUGCUGGUGGGUCAGCGGGACAGUCGAGUUCCAAGCGACCCCCGCGGCGCCAGCGAUCACAUUGGCGUGGUGGAAGGAGUCAGACUCAGAGCCAUUCCACCUAUCCGUGUGUGAGUUGCGGCGGAGAUCAUCGGGCUGCUGCUUGCCCGCAACGGGAGGGGCGAUGUUUUCGAUGCAGCCAACCAGGGCAUAUGAGCCGAGAGUGCCCUAGCGGCGCGUCACCAGCUCCGUCAUCAGCUUCAGUCCAGUACACUCCGCGACAAUUGGCGGGAUUGCCACCCGCAGUGUCGGCUGGACGAUCAUCAGCGUCUCGUCUGUUGGAGACUUCUCGAGCACCUAAUGGGCGGGUUUUUGCCACUCAAGUGGAGAAGCAGCUUAUUACCGUUCCCGACGACGUCGUGAUUGGCGAUUGGAUCAUGCCGAUCAACCUAUUAGUGUUGAAGCAAUUGUGGGGAUUUGACGUAAUCUUGGGUACCAAUUGGCUUUCCAAGUAUUACGCGGUUAUGGAUUGCGAAAGGAAGGUGAUCACGUUUCGUGAGCCUAACCAAGAGGAGAUGGUUUAUAAGGCGUGUAAUGGUGCCCAUUUCGCAGCGACCAUAUCGUCAGUGAGGGCAAAGAAAAUGAUCAAGGGUGGUUGCAAAGCCUAUUUGGCGACCAUCGUGGACCCUCAAAGGGAGUACCCGGAAUUGGAAAAUAUUCGGGUGGAACCAAAAACCUCCUCCUCUUGA
Messenger RNA from Ananas comosus (pineapple), 1383 nucleotides. RefSeq lists its product as uncharacterized. The annotation marks the transcript as partial. Lineage: Eukaryota; Viridiplantae; Streptophyta; Magnoliopsida; Poales; Bromeliaceae. The record is from RefSeq and is a predicted model, not a curated record. The transcript is spliced from 4 exons. Gene Ontology annotation, molecular function: zinc ion binding; nucleic acid binding.